UAUUUAUACAGAGGGGGAACGACAUCACUUAUCCACAACACAUUCAUUCACAUGAGGGAGAGCUACUUCCAGAGUUGAGUUUGCCAGAGGAACAUCACUACUUCUUGCUGAUAUUUGUAGAGACAAGCUUUUAGGGGCAAAAAAAAAAAAAUAGCAUUUGUACUACCUAGACUGCACAAUGAUCUUUUUCAUCCCUGUUUUUGGUGUGAUUCUCACUAUGUAUCAGAUUGGGAGGAAUCCUGCCAGUGCUGGGAUGUGCUGGCUGCAGCAGGACCAAAGGUGCGACAUGGUGCUGAUGAGAGGGGUGACCAGGGAGGAGUGCUGUGCCGGGGGCCGCCUGGACACAGCAUGGUCCAACACCAGCCUGCCCAUGAAUGAGGUCAGCCUGCUGGGCUUCCUGGGAAUUGUCUCCUGUAAACCAUGCAAAGAGACUUGCCAAGGAGUCAAAUGCAGUCCCGGGAAGGUUUGCAAAAUGAAGAUGGGGAGACCUCAGUGUGUGUGCUCUCCAGACUGCUCUCACAUUACUCAGAAGCACGCUGUGUGUGGCAGCGACGGGAGGUCAUAUACCGAUGAGUGUACUCUGCUGAUGGCCCGCUGCAUGGGACACCCAGACCUGGAGGUCAUGUACCAAGGAGACUGCAAAAAGUCGUGCUCCAACGUGGUGUGUCCAGGUACCCACACCUGUGUGACCGACCAGACCAACAGUGCUCACUGUGUCAUGUGCCGCACAACUCCUUGCCCAAUCCCCAUGCCGUCUGAGCAGCCAAUCUGUGGCAAUGACAACAUCACCUACCCCAGCGCCUGCCACCUCCGCCGGGCCACCUGCUUCCUCGGUCGCUCCAUAGGAGUCCGUCACUACGGCCACUGUAACAGUCCCCCUCGGACACCUCAACAUUUCGAAGGCAGUGAGGAAAACGCAGUCUAGACGGACGACUCCUGACGCAGUCCUUUUUCAAGAAACGAGCUGUUCAAGAAUCACUUCCAAGCGUCACACCACUAGCUUUCCAUGAUGACCUCUUUUUUUUUUGACAAUCACUUCCUCUCCCCUUUAUAUACGGAAUGACAAUACAUUUGAAAGACCUCUGUUGGAAGACACAGUAGUGUAACUGCCUCAAAAAGAGCUUCAAAAGCCCUGUGAGCAAUUUGUGUAAAACUCCUUUCAGUUUGGGAAAUUGAGGCAGAUGAUGUGUAUUGAGAUUAAAAAAAAUGUUGGCUCUUUGGGAGAUGUGUGCAUAUUGUAAAUAGAAUACCAAUACUAUUUAUUGGAGAAGGUAUCAAACUCUAUUUAUGUUUUUAUCCUAGUAACAAAUCCAUAUAUCCUUGGGAAAGCUGAUGCAUAUAAUGUAUUUAUUGUGUUGUGUCUAUUGUGUAUGUACAAUGGCGGCAAACUGGCAUUGGCGUUUUACAACUUUUUACAGUUUUCACAUUCCCCACACACAAAACAAACAAGCUGAUGGAAAGCAGCGCUGAUAUGUUUGGAAAGCUGAUACCAAUUUAUAGCCUGCCAAUGUGCUUUUAAUUCACCACAAACAAACGUAUAGUACUUAAGAUUUGGUUUGAAGGUGAGGAAGGGGCUCAGCCUAAACAAACCUGUAUAGUCUGCCUCCUUCCCUCCCUCCACGCAUGUUUACUCUACUUUGGUUGUGCUUGUAGGAGUCUCCGAAGACCAACCCUCUACAAUACCUCCUCUGUUGAGAUCUUGGCUUUGUUUUGUAAAUACAUUUUUGGAGGUUGUGCUAGUUCAUUCCGUUGCUGUUUUGCUGCUUUUAAAGAACUAACUGGAGAAACAAAUGUAAUCAGCAUCAUCUGAGCAAAAGGAAAA
Etheostoma spectabile (orangethroat darter) is the source of this 1822-nucleotide messenger RNA. It is a transcript of the gene fstl3, whose product is annotated as follistatin-like 3 (secreted glycoprotein). Lineage: Eukaryota; Metazoa; Chordata; Actinopteri; Perciformes; Percidae. Gene Ontology annotation, molecular function: activin binding; protein binding. The transcript is spliced from 5 exons. Gene Ontology annotation, biological process: regulation of BMP signaling pathway; negative regulation of activin receptor signaling pathway; multicellular organism development. Gene Ontology annotation, cellular component: extracellular region. The record is from RefSeq and is a predicted model, not a curated record. Bases 179 to 925 code for a protein of 248 amino acids.